Molecule: messenger RNA, 1635 nt
Organism: Frankliniella occidentalis (western flower thrips)
Lineage: Eukaryota; Metazoa; Arthropoda; Insecta; Thysanoptera; Thripidae
Product: monocarboxylate transporter 2-like
Exons: 6
Coding region: 145-1473 (442 amino acids)
Biological process (GO): monocarboxylic acid transport; transmembrane transport
Molecular function (GO): monocarboxylic acid transmembrane transporter activity
Source: RefSeq, a predicted model, not a curated record
GAUAGAAAUACCGUACGACGGACAUCUGUCACCUGUCGCACGUUAUCACGCAGAUCGAAAACGGUUAGUGGCCGUUUGGUGGUCAUCCACGCCAACCCUCACCCGCACGUGCUAUAUUGGUUCCUCUUCUCUCUCUCUCUCUAGAUGACCAAUAUGGCCCUGUUCUCGGUGUUCGGCCUGCUGUUCGGCGGCCAGCUGGAGGCCUGGGGGCUGGAGACCACGGGCGUGGCCGUCAUCAGCAGCACGAUGACCUCGGUGCAGAACUUCUCCGGUCUGCUGGUCGGGCCGCUGGUGAAGCGGCUGGGCGCCAGGGCGGUGUCGCUGAUGGGCGGCCUCCUGACCAGCUGCGGGAUGUCGCUGUCCUACUUCGCCACGGACCCCUGGCACAUCUUCCUCACCUGGGGCUUCCUGGUCGGCCUGGGCGUCGGGCUGCUGGUGCCGGCGACCUUCCUCAACAUCUCGGCCUGGUUCUCGACGCGCCGGUCGCAGGCCGUGGGCAUCUCCCUGGCCGGCACGGGGCUGGGCCAGAUCGCGCUGCCGCACCUGGUCCGCGUCCUGCUGGAGGAGUACGGCUUCCACGGCUGCGUCCUCAUCAUCGGCGCCCUCGCCCUGCACUCCAUCCCGGGCUGCCUGCUCUUCCGCAAGCCCAGGCUCAUACGUGACCCGGUCGAGGCCUCCGAGUCUCAGCCGCUCAAACCCAAGAAGGACAAGCCUUUGCACGAGCCCGUGGCGGCGCCCCCGCCCAAGGACGCCAAGCCGGCCCCCGCCGUCGCCGUCCUGGAGGGCGCCGGCGACCGCCACGGCGGCGUCCUGGCCGCCAUGAAGCGCGUGGCGCUCGCCAUGGACCUGGACCUGUUCCUCAACCUCCGCUUCAUGAACCUGGCCGUCGGCACGGGGCUGAUCUACACGACCAUGACGUCCUUCUCCAUGAUCUUCCCCUUCUUCCUGAUGGAGACGGUCGGCAUGAGCCGUGCCGUCACGGCCACCCUCAUGUCGGUGCAGUCCGGCGCGGACCUGGUGUCGCGCCUGCUGCUGCCGCAGGUGAUGGGCGGAGCCAAGUGCGGCGGCCACGGGCUCCCCGCCAGGACCGUCAUGAUCGUCGGCGCGGUGGGCAGCGCGGCCAGCCGCUCAGUGAUGGCGGAGCUCCGGGGCUUCACCGAGCUCAUCGUCAUGGCCGCCGUCACGGGCAUGUUCCGGGGCGCGACCGUGCUCAAUCAGAACCUCGUCAUCGCCGAGCACGUCCCGGCCGCCAAGCUGCCGUCCGCCAUCGGGCUGGCCAUGGUGGUGAAGGGCGCGUGCGUGCUGGGCUUCGGCUCGGCGCUCGGCGUGGUCCGCGACUACUCGGGCAGCUACUCCAUCUUCAUCCACUCGCUCACGGCCCUCGCCCUGGUCACCGCCGUGUCCUGGGCGCUCGAGUCGUUGUGCUGCCGCGCGAGCCGCCGUCCGGACGAGGACGCCGACGCCGGCAGAUGACCCGCGGCGGCCGCCGGCGCCGGCCGGUUCCCCGGGAGAGAGACAGACGGACUGAACGGCUCCACCGCGCGUCUUCCAAACUCGCGCGCGGUUCCUCGCGGACCGCGCGCUUCACCUGUAAAUACUAUCCCCGUGAAUAAAGAAUAAAUAGUUUUACACGUC